UGGGCCUCUCCCCGCCAUGGAAGACGGGACAAGAGGAGCCGCUUGAGCUCCACAUGCAUGCAGCAAAACAGUGACCCAAUCAGUUCUUCCUCAGCUUUUUAAACUGCAUAUCAUAUAGAUUUUCUCUGAUAUAACCAGGAAAUUUCAACCUAAACGCCUUCAUCGCCAUGGGAGCAGUAGUAAAGCAGCAAGCUCCAUUCAUAUCUGGGAAAGCUCGUCUCGUUUGAUAUCUUCUUGCUUUCAUCAGAAGCAUUCUCUUGUGUUGGUCAACCGUGUCGACAACGAGGAGGAGGAGGAGGAGGAGGUGAAAGGGCCUGGCGAUGAGGAGGAUCAGAGUCACCGUUUCCACUGUUUCACUGUUCUUCUUAGCUUUUCUUACAGCCGGUCUCUCGCCUGACGGCAAAGCUCUGCUAGCUCUGUUGCCUGCCGGCGCCUCCCACGGCCGGGAGCCGCUGCCGUCGUGGAACCCUUCCGAUCCCACUCCCUGCGCUUGGCGUGGUGUCUCCUGCACCCCCGAUGGCAGAGUCAUCUCCCUCUCCCUCGCUCACACCUUCCUCAACCUCACCUCCCUCCCGCCGGAGCUCGGCGCCCUCUCCUCCCUCCAGCUGCUCAACCUCUCAUCCGCCAACAUCUCCGGCGUCAUCCCACCGGCGCUCGGCGCCCUCUCCUCUCUCCGCAUCCUCGACCUCUCCUCCAACUCCUUGUCGGGCACCAUCCCGCCGCAGCUAGGCUCGAUGGCCGGCCUCCAGUUCUUCCUCCUCGACUCCAACCGCCUUUCUGGUGGCAUCCCCCCGGCCUUGGCCAACCUCACCUCCCUUCAGGUCCUCUGCCUCCAGGACAACUCCCUCAACGGCUCCAUCCCCUCCCAACUCGGCUCCUUGCGCGCCCUCCAGCAGCUCCGCGUCGGCGGCAACCCCGGCCUCUCGGGCCCACUCCCGCGGCAGCUCGGCCUGCUUACCAACCUCACCACCUUCGGCGCCGCCGCCACCAGCCUCUCCGGCACCAUCCCCCCGGAGUUCGGCAACCUCGUCAAUCUCGAAACUUUUGCCCUCUAUGACACCGACGUCUCCGGUCCUCUACCGCCGGAGCUGGGCUCCUGCUCCGAAUUGAGGAACCUUUAUUUGCACAUGAACAAAAUCACCGGCGUCAUCCCCCCUGAGCUGGGCAAGCUGCAGAAGCUCACCAGCCUGCUCUUGUGGGGGAACUCUCUCACAGGGACGAUCCCCAUCUCGCUCUCCAACUGUUCCGCAUUGGUAGUCCUCGACUUGUCCGCGAACAAGCUCGCCGGCGAGGUUCCCGGCGAGAUAGGGAGGCUGGACUUUCUGGAGCAACUGCAUCUCUCCGAUAACAUGCUCACAGGUUCCAUCCCAGAGGAGUUGAGCAACUGCAGCAGUCUGACAACAUUGCAACUCGACAAGAAUGCCCUGUCUGGUUCCAUACCUUGGCAAAUUGGGAACUUGAAAUCCUUGGAGAGCCUCUUCCUGUGGGGCAACUCGUUGUCGGGGACGAUUCCGGUGUCUUUCGGCAACUGCACGGAGCUGUAUGCCCUAGACUUGUCCCAGAACAGCCUCACAGGAUCCAUCCCGGAGGACAUUUUUACGCUGAACAAACUCAGCAAGCUCCUCCUGUUGGGCAAUUCAUUGACAGGGCCACUGCCUUCGAGUGUUUCAAACUGCCAAUCUUUAGUCAGGCUGAGGCUCGGAGAGAACCAGCUCUCUGGUAAGAUCCCUAACGAGAUCGGGAAGCUGCAAAAUCUGGUGUUCUUGGACCUUUACAGAAACCAUUUCUCAGGGGAGUUGCCUUCAGAGAUCGCGAAUAUCGCUGUCUUGGAGCUGCUCGAUGCCCACGACAACCGUUUAACCGGAGAAAUCCCUCCUCGACUAGGGGAGCUGAUAAACCUAGAACAGCUCGACCUGAGCAAGAACGGCUUCACCGGAGAAAUCCCAUCGCGCUUUAGUAACUUCAGUUACUUGAAUAAGCUCAUCCUGAAUGACAAUUUCCUCACCGGUGCGUUGCCCAAAUCUAUCAGGAACUUGCAGAAGCUGACCUUGCUGGAUGUAAGUGGUAAUCGCCUAUCAGGUCCUGUUCCUCCUGAGAUUGGUUUCUUGACCAGCCUAACCAUUAGUCUCAACUUGAGCUCCAACCGCUUCACCGGAGCAAUCCCGCCGGAGAUGUCUGGCCUGACGCAGUUGCAAUCCUUGGACCUCUCAGACAAUACGUUCACUGGAGGAAUUCAAGUCUUGGGGUUGCUCACUAGUCUUGCCUAUCUGAACAUCUCAUUCAACAAUUUCUCCGGACCAAUUCCGGCAACUCCAUUUUUUCAAACUCUAUCACCCAACUCCUACCUUCAUAACCCAAACCUCUGUCAGUCUUCUGAUGGAUUUACUUGCUCUGAUCAAGCACGGAGAAUUGCUGUUAGGACAGUUAAAAUUGUGGCUCUUACAUGUGUCCUUUUGGGUUCUAUCACUCUUUUGUUUACAGUUAUAUGGAUCUUCAUAAACAGAAACAGAAGAUUCACUGUCGAAAACUCUGAGUUCGAUGACUUCUCGUAUCCAUGGACCUUCAUCCCAUUUCAGAGACUGAACUUCACAGUCGACGACAUUCUCAUGUGUCUGAAGGAUGAAAAUGUCAUCGGAAAAGGUUGCUCUGGCAUUGUCUACAAAGCCGAAAUGCCCAAUGGGGAACUCAUUGCUGUGAAGAAGCUUUGGAAGACAAAGAAGGAAGAUGAUCUGGUCGAUCCGUUUGAGUCUGAGAUUCAAAUACUCGGGCAUAUCAGACAUCGAAACAUCGUUAAGUUGUUAGGUUACUGCUCCAACAAGUGUGUCAAGCUCCUCCUCUACAACUACAUCUCCAAUGGCAAUCUGCAACAGCUUUUGCAAGAGAAUACAAGUCUGGAUUGGGAGACAAGGUACAAGACUGCACUUGGAUCAGCACAAGGUUUAGCCUAUCUCCACCAUGACUGCAUUCCUUCAAUUCUUCACAGGGAUGUGAAGUCUAACAAUAUACUCCUAGAUUCCAAAUUCGAAGCGUAUUUGGCCGACUUUGGCUUGGCGAAGUUGAAGGAUUCGCCAAGUUACAACCAUACUGUGUCAAGGAUUGCAGGUUCUUAUGGCUAUAUGGCACCAGAAUAUGGAUACACAGCAAAUAUCACAGAGAAGAGCGACGUAUACAGCUACGGCGUGGUCCUCCUAGAGAUCCUAAGUGGGCGAAGUGCGGUUGAAUCGGCGGGUAAUGACAGUCUUCACAUAGUCGAAUGGGUGAACAAGAAGAUGGGUAGUUUUGAGCCUGCAAUCAACAUCUUGGAGCCAAAGCUGCAAGGCCUGCCUGAUCAAAUGGUGCAGGAGAUGCUUCAGACACUCGGCAUUGCCAUGUUAUGCGUGAAUUCAUCACCGGCGGAGCGCCCCACCAUGAAGGAGGUGGUGGCAUUGCUGAAGGAAGUGUCUAGCCCAGGUGAAGGAGGAGGGAACACUUCUGAACAGCCUCUUCUGAAACCUGAGUAAUGGCCGAUGAACGAUAUAUCUUUCCUUUCUCUACACCUCCUUUCCUUUUUAGCUUAUUUGAGUUGAAGAUUGAUGAUUCUUCUUUCUUCCCAGAAGAAAUGGAAGGACUCCUAGAGUUAUUCUGAUGCUUGCUUUGGCAUUAUUGUCCAGUUGCUUUGUGAGCAUUGAAGAUUAAACUAGUCUACCUUCCAUGUUUGCAGCAAAUGAUUUUUCUCUGUUAGCAGUAGAGCUUAUUGUUUAA
This is a messenger RNA of Zingiber officinale, 3741 nucleotides long. Its product is annotated as LRR receptor-like serine/threonine-protein kinase RGI5. Gene Ontology annotation, cellular component: plasma membrane. Gene Ontology annotation, molecular function: ATP binding; protein binding; protein kinase activity. The coding region runs from base 321 to 3500 and encodes 1059 amino acids. The record is from RefSeq and is a predicted model, not a curated record. Lineage: Eukaryota; Viridiplantae; Streptophyta; Magnoliopsida; Zingiberales; Zingiberaceae. The transcript has 2 exons. Gene Ontology annotation, biological process: protein phosphorylation; hormone-mediated signaling pathway.